Messenger RNA from Cynara cardunculus var. scolymus (artichoke), 1207 nucleotides. Its product is annotated as glycosyltransferase family protein 64 C3. Gene Ontology annotation, cellular component: membrane. Gene Ontology annotation, molecular function: glycosyltransferase activity. The record is from RefSeq and is a predicted model, not a curated record. The transcript has a single exon. Bases 34 to 1068 code for a protein of 344 amino acids. NCBI's taxonomy places the organism in Eukaryota, Viridiplantae, Streptophyta, Magnoliopsida, Asterales, Asteraceae.
AAUUAGUGUCAUUUUCGGAAAUAAAAAUGAAAAAUGACCACCGGUAAACUGAUAUUCAUCCUCUUCGCCGUCGCGUGGUCACGUUUCGUUAUUGUCACAUCCCUCCGGCUACUUUCUGGCGACCAUUACUGUGACCAAACGCACCUGCCGUCCCCACAAGCUCUCCGAUCAGACCAAUUCACGGUCUUGAUAAAUGGUUACUCGGAAUCACGCAUUCGGAUCCUGCAAACGGUCACCGGCGUGUACUCAAGCUCUCCGUCGGUAGCUGCGGUGGUUGUGUUAUGGGGAAACCCGAAAACACCUAGUAAAACUUUAGUUGAGCUCUCACAUAACCUCUCAAUCUCGUCUCCCGGAGAUGCGCCGAUCUCCGUUCUCCGACAACCGUCGUCUAGUCUCAACGCCCGGUUCCUUCCCCGUCCAUGGAUUUCGACACGCGCCGUCCUGAUCUGCGACGAUGACAUCGAGGUCGAUCCAAAAUCGAUCCAAUUCGCAUUUAACAUCUGGAGAAGCCACUCGAACAAUCUAGAACAACUCGUCGGAUUGUUCGCCAGAUCUCACGAGAUAGAUCUCACCAGUCGUUCAUGGAUUUACACGGUGCAUCCAGAUCGCUACUCGAUCCUACUCACGAAAUUCAUGUUAAUGAAAACAGAGUAUUUAUACCAGUACAGCUGCGAAGGUGGUACAUCAAUGGCGGAAGCGAGAUCAAUCGUGGAUGAGAUGAGAAAUUGCGAAGAUAUACUGAUGAACUUCGUAGCAGCGAACAAAACGGGUGUCGGACCUGUUCUUGUCGGAGCUAAGAGGGUGAGGGAUUGGGGAGACGCCAGGAACGACGGUGGAAGAAGGCGGCGGGGAUUGAUGGCCGCCGGAGAGGAGGUGUCGGUGGGUUUGAGUAGUAGGAAAAAGGGUCAUAGAAAAAGCAGAGGAGACUGUAUAAAAGAGUUCCAUAGGGUUUUGGGGAAGAUGCCAUUGAGGUAUAGCUAUGGAAAGAUGGUUGAUUCAAUUGGAGAACAAGGGCUUUGUGAGAAAAGUGGGAAAUUGGUGUUUUGUGAUCAACAACUUUCCAACUGAAAUUUCAUUCCCAAAUUAUUGCCACCAAAAUCACAAAAUGCAUUAAUAGAUCAUAUUACAGCAAUACAGUAUACAUUCAUCGUUCAUAUUAUGGUAUGCAUUUCAAUAUUUCAUGGUGUUUCUGCAUCAAUGAUUGAUC